CAGAGUUUAGUUUAGUUGUGUGCGAAGAUAUGAAUGACGUGAAUAGCGGAGGUGGUGACACAGGUUUAGAAAGCAACAACACGGGUACAACCACAACGAUUACCGGAAGACAGCUGAUUCAUGAAGAUGUAGAUGACGAUUACUAUGUUCCCUACUCCCUCAGAACUGACCCUCUCUGGGCAGAUGUCACUCCACUGCCACAGGACGAUGGGGAAUUCACUAUCGCGAGGAUAAGUUAUGCUCCUGAGUUCGUAGAAGUGUAUGACUACAUGCGUGCAGUGCUUAAGAGCGAAGAGGUAUCUGAGCGCGCCCUGGAUCUGACGGAGAAGGCGGCCAGACUGAAUCCGGCCAAUUACACUGUGUGGUUCUACCGACGUAAACUAAUCAGAGAACUUCAGGCUGACCUGAAGAAAGAACUGCUACUGCUGGAUGAUUUGAUUGAGAUGCACCCUAAGAAUUAUCAAGUGUGGUUCCACAGACAAAAGAUAAUAGACAUGAGACAGAAUGCGAAGGGGGAGCUGAAAUUUGUGCAGUCGAUGUUGGACGAAGAUCCGAAGAACUACCACGCCUGGCAGUACAGACAGUGGCUCAUCAAGACAUUCUCCCUGUGGGAGGGGGAGUUGCACUAUGUCCAGAAACUACUCGAAGAAGACGUGAGGAACAACUCGGCCUGGAACCAGAGAUACUUUGUCAUCACUCACACUACAGAUUACACUGAAGGGGUAAGAGCCAAAGAGGUCAUGUACACUCUGGCAAGCAUAGACAUGGAUAUCUACAACGAGAGUGCCUGGAACUAUCUCCGAGGCAUCACACAGACCCUGGAUAAUGUGUACAGUUACAAGCUAGGUGAACCAUAUAAUAGUGCGAUGCUAGAAAGGAUGAGAGCUUUGCUGCAACAUGAAGGAGCGCCUGAUAAACAGUUGUCGCCAUAUUUAUGCAUGUAUGCUUUCACAUGUUUCGAAGAUUAUCUCAGAAACAAGGACGAAAAUCUCAGCUCAGAUGAAAAAGAAGCAAUCAUUAAGAAAGAACUAGAGCCGAUUUUAAUCAAACUAGAAACAAAAGAUGAUAUUGUCCGCAAAAACUAUUGGAAGUUCAUUAGACUGAAAUUGAAUAAGGAGUUUGUUUUGGCCUAACUUGGUACACUUUUUAUGAUCUGAUUUGAUGUACAUUAUGCAGUUAAUAGUAGUGAAAUUAGCAACCGUUGCUUUCAAUUCCAGUCGAAAUAACAAUUCAUCGGCUUGUAGCUGUUUCAUUCAUAUUAAUAAUUUAGUAUUGAAUUAAUUUGUCCCAAGGUGUUUU
This is a messenger RNA of Symsagittifera roscoffensis, 1299 nucleotides long. Its product is annotated as protein farnesyltransferase/geranylgeranyltransferase type-1 subunit alpha-like. The record is from RefSeq and is a predicted model, not a curated record. Gene Ontology annotation, biological process: protein farnesylation; protein geranylgeranylation. The transcript has 4 exons. Gene Ontology annotation, molecular function: protein farnesyltransferase activity; CAAX-protein geranylgeranyltransferase activity. Lineage: Eukaryota; Metazoa; Xenacoelomorpha; Acoela; Convolutidae. Gene Ontology annotation, cellular component: cytoplasm; protein farnesyltransferase complex; CAAX-protein geranylgeranyltransferase complex. Bases 30 to 1133 code for a protein of 367 amino acids.